Messenger RNA from Aspergillus versicolor CBS 583.65, 1515 nucleotides. RefSeq lists its product as uncharacterized. Gene Ontology annotation, biological process: transmembrane transport; carbohydrate transport. Gene Ontology annotation, cellular component: membrane. The transcript has 7 exons. The record is from RefSeq and is a predicted model, not a curated record. Lineage: Eukaryota; Fungi; Ascomycota; Eurotiomycetes; Eurotiales; Aspergillaceae. Gene Ontology annotation, molecular function: carbohydrate:proton symporter activity. The coding region runs from base 1 to 1515 and encodes 504 amino acids.
AUGCGUCUCUCUCCUGCAUGGUACCAGUUCCUGGUAGGCGUUUUCGCCUCCCUUGGAUCAUUUCUUUACGGAUAUGAUCUGGGUGUCAUCGCAGAAGUCAUUGCUAGUGGCUCUUUCAAAUCGACCUUCAAUGAGCCGACCGAUACAGAAACUGGUCUAGUUGUUUCCAUGUUUACAGCCGGCGCUUUCUUCGGUGCUAUGUUUGCAGGUCCCACUGGUGACUAUCUUGGUAGACGCUGGACUAUAGCCAUUGGUUGUCUUGUCUUCUGUCUUGGUGGAGGCCUCCAAACUGGCGCCCAACAUAUUGACUAUCUGUACAGUGGCCGGUUCUUCGCUGGCGUGGGGGUUGGUUUCCUUACCAUGAUUGUGCCUCUAUACCAAGCCGAGAUUUGCCAUCCGGAUAUCCGAGGACGUGUCACCUCUCUACAGCAGUUCAUGUUGGGUGUUGGAAGUCUCUGCGCUGCGUGGAUUUCCUACGGGACAUAUAUCGGCUUUGACGAUACCAACGACGCUCAAUGGCAGGUUUCUCUUGGUCUGCAGGUCGUUCCAGCAGUCUUCCUUGGCCUUCUGAUCAUGCUCUUCCCUGAGUCUCCCCGUUGGCUUAUCGAUCAUGGUCGCCAGGAGGAAGGACUGAAAACCCUAGCGAGGCUACACGCCUACGGUAACGAGGACGAUACCUGGGUUCGUGCAGAAUACACUCAGAUCCAGGAGAGUAUUCUCCGCGAGCAUGAAGAGGAGGCCAAGUCUUAUUUCGAGCUCUUCAAAUCGCGGUCAUCGUUCCGUCGUCUUUUCCUCUGCUGUGCACUCCAGGCAUCCGUGCAAAUGACCGGUGUGUCUGCAAUCCAGUACUACUCGGUCGACAUUUAUGGACAGAUCGGAAUCUCGGGCGAUGAGACGCUUCGCUACCAGGCCAUCAAUUCCAUUAUCGCCUUGGUUGCGCAAUUCCUGUGCAUGAUGCUGAUUGAUCGCUUUGGUCGUCGCUGGAGUUUGAUUGGUGGGAACUUAGGCAACUGCCUCACGUUCAUCAUCGCUUGCAUUCUGUUAGCCAGGUUCCCUCCAGAAGUUAGUAACACUGGAGCUCAUUGGGGCUUCAUCAUCAUGACUUGGCUCUACAACUUCUCCUUUUCAUGCACCUGUGGCCCCUUGUCCUGGAUUAUCCCAGCUGAAGUCUUCGAUACUCGUACUCGUUCAAAGGGUGUCUCGCUUGCAACUAUGACCUCCUAUGCCUUUAACACAAUGAUCGGCCAGGUGACGCCAAUUGCCAUGACCGACAUUGGGUACAAGUACUAUUUUGUGUUCAUCAUCUGCAACUUCACCAACGCGGCGUUCUUCUGGCUGCUUCUGCCCGAGACCAAGAAGUUGCCGCUUGAAGAGAUGAACGACCUAUUCUCGAAAUCGCCGUGGAUUAUUCCUGGCACAAAGAAGGAAGACUACAUAACUCAUGACCUGGAGCGCAGAAUCGCGGAACAGGAGGAGAAACAGCACGUUUAUGCAGAGCAUGAGGAGAGGAAAUAA